CAAACGUUGACACCCACCACACCACCACCUUCAUAAUAUCCUCCAUCACUCUAUAAUUUCUUCCUUUUAUCAUCAGCUUCUUCUGAUCCUCUAAUGGGAGAAAAUAACAACAAUGUCAACAACCUUCCACCCGGGUUCCGAUUUUACCCUACAGAUGAAGAGCUUGUGGUCCAUUUCCUUCACAGAAAGGCUUCCCUUUUGCCUUAUCACCCAGAUGUCAUCCCUGAUCUUGACCUCUACCCAUAUGAUCCCUGGCAACUUCAUGGUAGAGCUUUGGAAGAGGGAAACCAAUGGUACUACUAUAGCAGAAGGACGCAAAACAGGAUCACAAGCAAUGGUUAUUGGGUAGCAAUGGGAAUGGAGGAGCCAGUGGUUGCAAGCUCAAGCAACAAGAGAGUUGGUAUGAAGAAAUAUUAUGUUUUCCAUGUGGGACAAGCCCCUGAUGGUAACAAAACCAAUUGGAUAAUGCAAGAGUAUCGCCUACCAGAUUCUGCUUCCUCUAGCAGAACAUCCAGAAGAAAAACAGAUCAUAGCAAAUGGGUGAUAUGUAGAGUUUAUGAGAUGGAUGAUGACCAAGAUGGUGAUGGAACAGAGCUCUCUUGUUUGGAUGAAGUUUUCUUGUCAUUGGAUGAUCUUGAGGAAGUAAGCUUGCCAAAUUAGAUGGUGUGCAAAGUGAUAUCUAGUUAGCAGCAUUUUCCAAAUGGGAAUACAUAUUUAAGCUAAGCUAAUUGUUGUUUUUGUUUUCAUUAUUAUUGUUAUUUUAGCGGUUGUAGUUAAAUGAAUCCAAUACCACUUUAGCUGCCAUUGUAUUCAGUGAAGUUGCUAUAGCUAGAUUUCUAUAUAGCAUCCCCUCCAAGUGGGGCACUAGGUGAAAUUCAUGGCCAAACAAUAUGCAGUGUGACGUUAUGCUUUCAAAGAUCC
This is a messenger RNA of Lotus japonicus, 921 nucleotides long. Its product is annotated as NAC domain-containing protein 104-like. Bases 94 to 660 code for a protein of 188 amino acids. Gene Ontology annotation, biological process: system development; regulation of DNA-templated transcription. The record is from RefSeq and is a predicted model, not a curated record. NCBI's taxonomy places the organism in Eukaryota, Viridiplantae, Streptophyta, Magnoliopsida, Fabales, Fabaceae. The transcript is spliced from 3 exons. Gene Ontology annotation, molecular function: DNA binding.